Molecule: messenger RNA, 1747 nt
Organism: Setaria italica (foxtail millet)
Lineage: Eukaryota; Viridiplantae; Streptophyta; Magnoliopsida; Poales; Poaceae
Product: putative L-cysteine desulfhydrase 1
Exons: 1
Coding region: 113-1495 (460 amino acids)
Source: RefSeq, a predicted model, not a curated record
GUGGCAUUACGCCCCUCCCAGAGUCAAACCUCUCACUCAUCUCCUCGCUAGGCCUCUCACUCAUCUGUGAUCUGUCGUCUCCUUCCUCCGCUCUUGUGCCCAAAAAACCCCGAUGGCCUCGACUCCGCACGGCGACACGCCCGAGAACGGGGACGCCGCGGGCCCGGCGAAGCACCCCCGCGCGCCGAUCACGGAGGCCGAGAUCUGCGCCGAGUUCGCCCACCACGAUGGCGCCGUUGCCCGCGUGAACAACGGCUCCUUCGGCUGCUGCCCGGCCUCGGUCCUCGCGGCGCGGUCGCGGUGGCAGCGCCUCUUCCUCUCGCAGCCCGAUGCGUUCUACUUCCACUCCCUCCAGCCGGGGCUCGCCCGCUCGCGCGCCGCGGUGGCCGCCGCCGUCGGGGCGGGCGGUGCGUCCGAGGUGUCCCUCGUCGACAACGCCACCACGGCGGCGGCCAUCGUCAUGCAGCACGUGGCGUGGAGCUUCGCCGAGGGCGCCUUCGCGCGCGGCGACGCGGUGCUCAUGCUCCACUACACCUACAGCUCCGUCAAGAAGUCCAUCCACGCGUACGUGGCCCGCGCGGGCGCCACCGUCGUCGAGGUGCCGCUCCCGUUCCCCGUCGCGUCCCCGGGCGCCGUCGUCGCCGAGUUCCGCGCCGCGCUCACGCGCGCCAAGGCCGGUGGCCGGAGCGUCCGCCUCGCCGUCAUCGACCACAUCACCUCCAUGCCCAGCGUUGUCAUCCCCGUCAAAGAGCUCGUCGCCAUCUGCCGCGAGGAGGGCGUGGACAAGGUCUUCGUCGACGCCGCGCACGCCAUCGGCCAGGUCCCCAUCGACGUGCGCGACAUCGGCGCCGAUUUCUACGCCAGCAACCUCCACAAGUGGUUCUUCUGCCCUUCCGCCGUGGCCUUCCUGCACAUCCGCAAGGACGACCCCAUCGCCUCGGAGCUCCACCACCCCGUCGUGUCGAGCGAGUACGGCAACGGGCUGCCCAUGGAGAGCGCGUGGAUCGGGGUGCGGGAUUACAGUGCACAGCUCGUCGUGCCCGAUGCCGUUGACUUCAUGAGCCGGUUCGAGGGCGGCAUCGAGGGGAUAAGCAGACGGAACCAUGACAAGGUCAUCGAGAUGGGCCUGAUGCUCGCCGAGGCAUGGGGGACGUUUCUCGGCUCGCCGCCGGAGAUGUGCGGAAGCAUGGUUAUGAUCGGGCUGCCUGGUUGCCUUGGUAUUGACAGCGACGAUGACGCGAUGAAGGUGAGGGACAUGCUGAGGAACGAUUUCAAAGUCGAGGUGCCAAUAUUCCACAAUUCAAGAAGCGUUGAAGGACAGGAGAUGGCCAAGGACGCGAAUGGCGAUCAAGUGACAGGGUACGUUAGAAUCUCACAUCAGGUUUACAAUGUCAGGGAGGAGUAUGAGGUCCUCAGGGAUGCGGUUAACAGGCUUGUUCUUGAUGGUUUCUCCUGCAGCAAGCUGAGACCUUCUGGCAAGGUGCUAUCUCACUGAAACUAUAGUUUGCUUUUUAUCUUUGUUGGUUCCCUUCAGUUUCUUUGUGAACCAUCGUAUAGUUUCAGAAAUAAUGCUGGCGACAUGUUCUCUGCUGAUUACUGGUGGUUUGUAUCCUCUAGCCUGUAUUGGAACAUGUUUCUACUAUGGUACAUGUCCAUUAACAUCUAUGUGCUGUUGGUGUACCUGUACAUUAGUGAAUUCAGAUGUACCAAUACCAACGGCUAUAAUUUUCAUGAUUUGUUCAAGUUC